UCGUUUCAAAACGAAUUUUGCCUUCGCAGCGUUCAGACGUGUUCGGAAAAACCUGAAAACCAUUCGAGUGACAAAGUACAAGACCAACCAAGAAAAUAAACACCAACUGUGGUCACCGAUCGAGAGUGUUUCGUUUCUAGUGAAAAGUGAAAUCAGAGCCAAAACAUACAACUCUUGGCCAAAAAGUGCAACAGAGAUAAGUUCUCUGCCCAAAACUAAACAAGUGUUUUAACGCCGAUUAUUUUGGAUUAACCUACGUUUGCCGACGCAUUUCUGUGGAUUAACCUCAUCGACGCCGAAGCAACGCUACACAUUUGUAGCCUUGUCUCGCAAAAUUUAGUGGAUUACCCUACACAAAACCACACUAAGCAACUAAAAUGGUUGUCUUGGAAGGAGGCGGCGGCGUUGUUACCAUCGGUAACAACCAGUACCUUCAACCGGAUUAUCUGGCCCCAUUGCCAACAACGAUGGACGCCAAAAAGAGUCCGUUGGCUCUGCUCGCACAGACUUGCUCCCAAAUCGGAGCGGAUUCGUCGGCGGUGAAGCCUCUGCUGGCGAUGGACAAGAACAAGACAAAGCCGGGGGCCUGCUCCUCGUCAUCGAACUCGUCGAGUUCCUCGAGCAGUGGCGAGAUCUCGGCGGCCAAAUCGCCUUCCGGCCAGGCCAAGUCGCCUAAGUCGAGCACUCCGAUUAGUUCCACUGCCACCAGCACAAGUUUGGCCAACACCAGCACCGGCGAGAUCAAGUUGGCCUUCAAGCCGUACGAAACCAAUGUGCUGAGCCACCAGAAUCAGAACUCCUUCAAGAGCAGCUCCUCCUUGGAGGCGGAACAGACGAGACCCAGCUCAAAGAACUCCUCAUCCGCCCAGGAACGCGUGCCAUCGCGCAGCAAGUCCAAUGCCACGCCCACGGAGGGCGGAAAGGCGGAGAUAUCGGUGCACGAUUCAUCCUCCAGCCGGAAGACAGUCUCGCCCUCGGGAUCCUCGCAACGCGGCGCCAGUCCAAUUGUGCGCUCCGGAAUGGAGGUGCUGAACAAUGCCAAUGGCACCGCCCAGCAUCCCAAGGAGAUGAGCAGCAUGGCAGCGGCGGCGGCGGCAGCAGCGGCGGCAUACAAGGCCGCCGGACCUUAUGGAUUGAACCCCCUGUCCGCCCUCUGCUGUCCACCUGGGAUGGAGCAGCAUGCGAAUCCCGCUUUCCGUCCGCCAUUCGCCGGGGGAUUCUCACACCAUCACGCCGCCAUGUUGGCGGUGGCCGCCAAUGGAGUUUAUCCGGGCGGAGCUCCGGGCGGCGGACCGGCUGGUCAGCCCAAUCCGUACAUCAGUUACCAGCGCAUCAAGACCCCGGCUGGCGGAGAAGCCAUCGUGCCGGUGUGCAAGGAUCCCUAUUGCCAGGGCUGCCCCUACUCGGCGCACACGCAACAAAUGCUGAUGGGUGCCCCCUGCCCCGCCGGCUGCACCCAGUGCGAGCACCAGAAAUACGGCCUGGCUAUGGCCAGUGCCGCCGGACUGCCACCAGCUCAUCCGUACUCGCAGGCGGCGGCGGCGGCGGCAACAAAUGCGGCUGCGGCAAGAUCGGCGCCUUACGUCUGCAGUUGGGUGGUGGGCGAUGCCUACUGCGGCAAGCGGUUCCAGACCUCCGACGAGCUCUUCUCCCACCUGCGCACCCACACCGGCAACCUCUCCGAUCCGGCGGCUGCUGCAGCUGCUCUGGCCCAAUCCCAGGCUCAAUCGCUGCUGGGAACCCUCUUCCCACCAUCGGCUUUGAGGGCUGGCUACCCCACUCCACCCUUGAGUCCGAUGUCGGCGGCUGCAGCGGCGGCAAGAUAUCAUCCCUAUGCCAAGCCGCCACCGGGAGCUUUGGCCGGCGGACCAUCUCCAUUCGGAGCGGGUGGAGCCUUCAAUCCGGCAGCAGCCGCGGCGGCAGCUGCUUUGGGUCCCUACUAUUCGCCAUAUGCCAUGUACGGCCAGCGGAUGGGAGCAGCUCAUCAGUGAAGCAACUAAGAUACCAAAAAAAAAACAAGAUAUAAAGAAGGAAAGAAACAAGCAGAGAUAAAAGGGGUUUAAACCAUUUCCCAACCGCGUUUGAGAUAAUUUCAAAGAAAAAGAAAAUCAAGAAAAACGAUUGCAAAGGCUGACACAUCUCUGGCUUUUGCGCUAUUCUGUGAUACUAAACUGUAGUUUAAACGAGCGCUAGUUACACUUAAGUUUCGCAAACAGAAAGAUAUUCAACCACCUAAAGAAAAACAGUAGCAGCCGCAAAACAAAACAAAAGUAAAAUAGCAGGAUCACUUCUUCUUUCACCCUAAAUGUCUACAGUAAUCGAAUUGUUAGGUAAAAGAAACUUCAACUUCAGCAAACAUCCAGUUCCACUCACGCGUUUAAUUUGUUCUCAAAGUUCAACCAAAGUUGUUUAAGUCUUAGCCAGAACACAUUCAAAAACUUCCAAUUUUUGUUAAAUGAAGAACCCAUUGCUGAGAUGUUCAAACAUUGUUUUAGUUUUAGUUCGCUCUAAGUUCUAUUAACUAUUAUUACGAUUAUCGACAAGCAUACAACAAACCAACAAUUGAAAUAAUGUUCUUUAAGUCAACUUAUAUGUAAUUAAGCGUAAUGAAUACUUGUAAUACCAACCAAUCAGAAAAAAAGAAAAUGAAUACAAAAAAAAACACAAAAUAAAUACUGAAAAUAAAAAUGAAUAUUUCAUAUAAUUAUAUACUGUGUGUAAAUUCUAUAAAUAUAAAAUUAGAUUUGCUAUUUACUCCUUGAUGUACGCAAAAGCCACAACACGAUCUACACAAGAAGCCACGGAAUAUCAAACAUCAGUAAUUUAAACUACAUGCAAACAACACAUUCGUAUAAAACUGAGAAAUAUACAAGAAAAAACAAUUUUUAAAAAUAUAAA
Drosophila ficusphila is the source of this 2898-nucleotide messenger RNA. RefSeq names its product zinc finger protein Noc (gene noc). The transcript is spliced from 2 exons. Gene Ontology annotation, biological process: negative regulation of DNA-templated transcription. Gene Ontology annotation, cellular component: nucleus. The record is from RefSeq and is a predicted model, not a curated record. Lineage: Eukaryota; Metazoa; Arthropoda; Insecta; Diptera; Drosophilidae. The coding region runs from base 378 to 1991 and encodes 537 amino acids.